Messenger RNA from Elgaria multicarinata webbii, 5508 nucleotides. It is a transcript of the gene UBE2K, whose product is annotated as ubiquitin conjugating enzyme E2 K. Gene Ontology annotation, molecular function: protein binding. Bases 110 to 712 code for a protein of 200 amino acids. The record is from RefSeq and is a predicted model, not a curated record. The transcript has 7 exons. Lineage: Eukaryota; Metazoa; Chordata; Lepidosauria; Squamata; Anguidae.
CGGUGGCGGUGGAGACGGGUGGAGGACCUCGGCCCGGCCCGGCUGGCUCAGAGGCGGCAGCAGUAGCGGCGGCCUGGGGUUGGGCGGGUCGGCGGACCCCGCUGUGGAGAUGGCCAACAUCGCAGUGCAGAGGAUCAAGCGGGAGUUCAAGGAGGUGCUGAAGAGCGAGGAGACAAGCAAAAAUCAAAUUAAAGUAGAUCUUGUAGAUGAAAAUUUUACAGAACUAAGAGGAGAAAUAGCAGGACCUCCGGACACACCAUAUGAAGGAGGAAGAUAUCAACUAGAAAUAAAAAUUCCAGAAACGUAUCCAUUUAAUCCCCCCAAGGUGCGGUUUAUCACCAAAAUAUGGCAUCCUAAUAUCAGCUCAGUCACUGGGGCUAUUUGUUUGGAUAUUCUAAAAGAUCAAUGGGCUGCAGCAAUGACUCUAAGGACAGUAUUGUUAUCACUGCAAGCGCUCUUGGCAGCUGCAGAGCCUGAUGAUCCACAAGAUGCAGUAGUGGCAAAUCAGUACAAACAAAAUCCAGAAAUGUUUAAACAAACAGCUCGGCUUUGGGCACACGUGUAUGCUGGAGCACCAGUUUCUAGUCCAGAAUACACCAAAAAGAUAGAAAACCUUUGUGCUAUGGGCUUUGAUAGGAAUGCAGUAAUAGUGGCCUUGUCAUCAAAAUCAUGGGAUGUAGAGACAGCAACAGAACUACUUCUGAGCAACUGAGCCAUCUGUAGAGAACUGCUUCUGUAGUCCAGCUUGCCCCUUCUUGAGGAGCGUCACCAUCUCUUAUUUUUAGGUUUCUAUAGAUUCUCUUUUAAAACUGGUAUUCUUGCCUGAUACUAUCUAGGCACUAUUGGAGACUGAAAAAAAAAACUGCUCUGUAAAUAAAGCUCAAUUAAACGUCUGUGUAAAUUUAAAAAGGGGAAAUACUUUAAUUUUUUCUUACUAAAUAUUGUAAAUUCCUUGAGCUUGGCUAAAACAAUGGGGAUGACAUGCCUACUUUAGUGUUAGCAGUGUGACCAAGACUAGCAGGAAUUUGCACCAGGAUUUUGACUUUUAAGAAUUUAUUCAGAAAACAUCUGAUUGUGUCCGUACUCAUCAGUCGUUGAUGUCAUUAUUCAUCCCAGCUACCUUACUGGUUUUUGGUUCGUUGUUUCUUUUUUUUUUUUUUUUACACGGAUCCUAUGUGCCUGUGGACUGACCUUAUAUUUGCAUGCUUGUGCUUUACAUAGACACUUUAAAAAAAGUAGGGUAAACUGAACAGAGCACCAUUUAAAGUACUUGAGUAUUCAUUCUUGUAACUUUUUCCCUAAGAUUUUCCAAAUGUGCUCAUAGAUCAAAACAAUGGCCUACUCAGAAAUGUGUUCACCGCCUAAUGAGUAGCAAGCCUGCAUAUCUUCCUUGUUCCCAGCCCCACUCAGCUGCUCACACAACUACAAUAUCACACUAGAAACUCUUCAGAAUUUGUGGGUAUGUGCCAUUUAAAUUAGCCUAGUUUUCCACUUCAAGUGGUAUAUUUUGAAUAACCGGUAAAAGUGUUUCAAACAUUGUAAUUUCUACACAGUUGUAUAAAGGUUUGGUAUACUCGGACAUAGCACAAACACGUGGAGCUGCUCUUGUUUCUUAUGCAGAAUUCAAACCUCUUUCAAUAAAUUCUGGAUAGAAUGAAUUCACUGAGAAGAACUGGUUCUCUGUUAACACUGAGAAUGCCACCUCUUUCCCCUAGUAUUUGCUGUGAUGCAAUCAGUUUUUGGGCAAUAGCUUCCUAGUUUUAUCUUGGAUAUAAUUUUUAGUAGGGGUUGCUUAUAAAGAGUUUUAAAUAUCCCUCUUGUGUGCAUUUUUCCCUAGUUAACAUUUGGAAGUCUUGUUGGGGUUUUUACUGUACAUAUGUUAAAUUCCAGUAGACGUUUCUUCUGGAUUGAUGUUUCUGCUAAAACAAUUGUACAUAUAGUCAAUAUUUCUAUUCAUUCUGAGAGAUCUAAAAUCUCUUGAUUGUUAGUUUUUAUAAGUCCGAACACUCAUACCUUUGUUGAAAGUUGUAAUAUUACAGAACUGCAUGAGCAGUUACGUCUGAGCAAAAUGCAGAGAUGUGAGGGCGCAUUCUUAGAAUAUCAAAUUCUAUGAAGUUAAUCCUUUCCCCCACCCUCCAUAGACAGGAAUGUUUACAUCAGUCCAUUUUUUUAAUUGAAAAACAGACAUUGGACGACCACUUUUGCUACUCAGUUAUGUUAUGUAACUGUUAAGUAUCUGAUGCAAAGUCGAAAAAUAGAAGAGAUUGGAACGACCUCUCUAAUGCAGGAUUCUUUUCUGCAAUAUGGCUAUGCUGCCUAUAGUUUGAAAAUGUUAGGACACAGAUAGAAAAAUAAAUUGUACUUUCUAUCUGUGAAAUACGGAACACCGGAUUCUUCACAUGCUAUUUAUGCAUUCAGUGAUUGUGUGGUUUAUCUUUCAGUCAUGUAAAUCACUUUCAGAUGCCAAAGGAAAUGUGAUUGGGGUGUGUGUGUGUGUGUGUGUGUGUGUGAGGGGGGAGUGUUUUCUUGAUUAUUUAUUUUUUUUAACAAGCUGCUGCUGCUGCUGCUCUUUGACGUUUUUGUUAAAUAGUAGCCAGGGCCAACAUGACCCUGGCAAUCUGCCAUAUGUGUUUGUACCUUUUUUUUAAUUAUCUAUAUUUUGAUGAAUUAAUCUGCAAUAUUGUUUACCCUGGUGGUAACUUGUAAACAGCUGAUAGAUUACAUUUUUCCUCCCCCCUCUCCCGCAAUUUAUUAAAGGAAAGAACGUGGAAGUGUCUAGAUGGGAGAAAAUGGCUUCUGCUUUUCCAUCUAGAUAAUAAUCUUUCCAGGGAAGCUUUCUAUGAUUGUGUCAAAUGAGACUAGAAAGGCUUUGAACACAGGAGAAAAUACUUACAACAUCCUAUGCUAUUUUCUUUGGCUACAUUGCUCAUUACAGAACUCUUUUAGUGUGUGUGUGUGUGUGUGUGUGUGGGUGGGUGGGUGGUGGUGAGAGAGUUUACAUGUGACUGUACAGGUGGUUGGUUUCUUUUCUAUGGUUCUUGUGUACCUGAGGGAAUGGAAGUUCCUCAAGACUAAGAAGGUGCUACAUUGAAGCAAGAAUCAUUAAUUGAGAUUGAUGGCAACUGGGACUUUGAGUUGCUAAAGGUAUGUGUGUAGUGCUUGGUAGGUGAUUGAGCUCAAUAGAUUUAAAUGCUGCCAGGAUCAAUAUAAUCGCAGUUUAGCUUUGGCUUGGGAAUAAAAACUAUUCAGUAGAUCUUCAUGUGCUUUUUAUUACUCUACAACAUUUCUUUGGUGAGCACCCUUAUGUGGCCUGUGCAUUCAUGGUGGCAGAACUGUUGCUCAAUUCACCUAUUCCACAUGGUAGUCCACAUAAAGGAUUCUGUGGUAUCUGCUAGUCUUAAAACUGAUCUUGUAUUGAGCAGCGGGUUGGACUAGAUUACUUCCAAAGUCCCUUCCAAUUCUGUGAUUCUAUGAUUAUACAAGAUUCUGUUGCUGGGAACUUUAAACAGCCCAUUUAUUUUAAACAAAAUAGCAUGAUUGGGACUGGUUGGUCUCAAUGGAUUCUGAAAAGAAUCCCAGUGUGACUUUACCAUGAAGGCAAGACCGAAGAGAUGCCCUUCCCCUGUCAGAGGCCUCAACAAAUCUUCAUAAGUGCCAAAAGCGCUCCAUAUAAUUGGGUUCCAAAAAUUCCAAAUUCAUGGUAUCAAUCUUCCAUUAAAGGUGUUAAGAAAUGAAGUAAAGACUAGAAUAAAAACAUUUUACACUCCAGCUGACCUAUGUUAUAGAAAUACAAGGCUUUUCAGCAGCAUUUAACCUCAGCUUUGGUUAUUGAACAAUUUUGAGCAGUUAGGUAUUUAUAUAAUGUAUUUUAAGUUUUCUUACUGGUAUAUUUGGAAAUAUCUGAAAUAUGAAACUACCGUCUUUUGAGUGACAGGAGAAAGUGAGUGGUUGUAAGGAACUUUGUCUUCACGUAAGUCAAAUUACUGCAAUGUCAGUAAACUAUGCAAAUCCAAGUUUAUUAAAUCGAGAUUUUGUGCACCUUGCCUUAGGGUGAAAAAGCAACAUCAAGCAAUUGCUUUCUCACAUUUUACUGUUUAAUGGAAGCAAUGACUUGGAUUAAAAAAGCUUGUACAUUGUUGCUGCUUUUGCAGACAACAGUUCUUACAACGCAAAGUGGUUUUACAGCCAGUAUGACUGAAGAAAGACAUCUUGAUAACCAUUACACUUUUAUGAAAUCUUGGAUUAUUAUUUUUACUGGAUGGUUAAAUGCAUAGUGACUCUGGAGCCCAUCGUGCACUGGAAUUUUUCUGGGGUUGGUGAGGGUGAAUCCUUAACAUAGUAACUGAAAUUAUCAGUGGGAGGAAGAAGGUAAGGGAAUGUGGGUAGUCUGAGGAUGGCUGAACAAGCCCUGAUUACUGAUUUUGCAGAUAGAAAAUGAAAUGGGUUGCUGCCAUUGCAAAGGUAGCUGCAAUUGAGAAUGGAGCAGUCAUGUGGAAGCCCUGGUCCAUUCACUUACUCUGCUUCCUAAUGAGCACAAUCAGGUGUGAGCUCGUGCUCCCAAUGCAUUUGUACGGAGGCUGCCUGCUAUAUAAACCAGUGCUCAGUGAAAGCAUGCCAGUCUUAACUGGUCUGCUCUUCCAUUUUGUGUUGUUAGAACAGGAGAGGCCAACUUGUAGGUCAAAACAUCUGUGGAGGGCUAUAACUCUGAUCAUCCCUCACCAAUGAUGGUACUGACUAAGGCUGAUGGGAAUUGUAGUCCAAAACAUCUGGAGGGUCAAGUUGCCCACCAGUGUUAGAGCUUCAUGUUCAAGUGCCCUUACCCGCCUACUUAUUUUUUAUUUUACUUUAAUCAACUCUGAAUCUAUUCCCAAAGGACAAAAGGUUGCAAGCUACAUAUCUAUUGUACUGUAAUGCUGCUUUCUGGUUAGUCAUCUGCUCUGUAGUCGUGGCAUGGGGCAGGGUUGUUGGAUUUUUUUUAUCGACCCAAUUGUUUGAAAUGUAGCCAUUUCAAAAAUCAUGCCAACAAGAUCAAAAGUACUGUAAGAGCCUAUUAUAAAAUUUGCAACGUGAUACUUAACAUUGGUGUCUAGAGAGGGCAUCUCUCAGAAAAGUAGUACUGUUGAAGAUCCUUGCUGAACUAUUUAUUGUUUUCCAUCCCAAUUUGUGUUGGAUUUUUUAUUUCUUCCUGGCCAAGACAACUAAAUGCAUACUGAGAGAGAAAAAAAUUAUUACAACUUCCAACAUGGAUGGCUGGGGCAUGCUGGAACUUGUAGGCCUUUUUUCUGUCUCAACCCAAAUAGGAUUGUGUCCUAAGGGUACUUGUAGGAAGCUCUCAGCUGAGCCUUUCACAUCGUAACAAAUGAGUGGGCUGGAAUGCAGCAUUGGUGUGUUUGUCUCUUGAGAUGAAAAACGACACAACACUUUUGUACGCAUUUUUUAAAAUACACAUUUUAAAAAUGUUGAUUUCCACUGCAAAUGCUUAACAAUAAAUGCAUGUUUCCCUGAAAA